AUGUCAUGUGCUGCAUUUCAACGUUCGGCUCUUGGUUUCGUGGCCCGAGCGGAAGAGUGUAGUCACCCGAGACUUGAUAGAUGCCGACUCAGAAUGCCUUAUCCCUGGCAAGAUGUGGCCUUCGGAGCUCGGCCAGUCCAGCAAGCCCAGGUCCUGAAAUAUCUCAGGCUCCGGCCGGGCAAGCGCCUCCCAUUCUUGGACCUCCCGGGGCGUGAAGGCCUCCCUUCAGGGCUUCGCUUGGCAUCGCUUCCGAAAGAGACGAUCGCGCUUGCAACAACAGAGCUCAACAAGAGCAUCCUCUCCGACCGAGUGCUGGAGCUGGGCCUGAGCUUCUACGCGGUGAAGUCCCGCCACGGUGCGGCUCGGAACGGCGUGCGGCUGCGGGGUGCCGCGGCGGCACCAGUGCACCGGGUGCAGAGCUUGGGUGCUUUGCCUGCCUGCCGACAGCUGCUCGGGGAAGCGCUCCAGCUUUUGGGACUCGGAACAGCGCUGCUCCAAGCGGAGAACCGUUGCAACGGCCUGGCGCGGCGCUACGCCAGAGGCCAGGCGCUGCCCCGGCACGUGGACAACCCCAUGUUCGAGGACACUAUCGUGGGAGUGGUCCUGAAGUCCGGCGCGCCUUGCGAUGGGCUGCGGCUGUGCCAGGAGACGCCCUCCGAGUCCGAGGGCUCCAAAACUUUGCUCGCCGAGGCCGUCGGGCUGGGCUUGAAGGCAGGUUUCUUUGCGGAGCUCGGCUUCCGGCUGGAGGAGGAAGAUGGGCUCUGCUUCUGCCUGCAGGGACCUGCGCGAGAGAUGGCUCAUGAGGUGCCGCCGGUGAGCUCCGAGCGCUUGUCCCUCACCUUUCGGUGGUUCCGGGAGGACUUCUUGGAGGAGUUGAGGCACAUGGAGGCCCGUCUCGAGGACGACCUGCGCAUCUGCCGUGAUGGUGGCUUCAUGCUUCAUGUGCAAGCCGUUGCCGCUUUCUGCUGCUGUUUGCAAAAGGUGCGCGUCUUUUCAGGCAUGGCUGCAGAGCUUUGGCCACGACUCUUUCAGGAGCAGAUAGAGGCCCUGGAGAUCUACCCGUGUCAGUGGUGCAGAAAUCUGGCUGUCUCCGAGGGCAAUGCCGUGAUGUGGCAGACGGCCCGAGAGCUGGACUGGUGUGUGGCAAGGCAGUUCCUCCUGAGCCACAUGCCCGAGUUUGACUUGCACUUCCUCCCAGGCUCCGUGUCCGUGGACGGCGAGUCCAUGCUGGAUGACAACAUCGCCUUUGCUCUUAUGGCCUGGAAUGCAUCGAGUCUGAACCCGAGGCCACCUAUGGCUGUGGUUCUUCCUUACUUGCUCCCAUAUGCGAGCUACCAUGAAGCAAGGUCAAACUGGCGGCCGCUGUUCUUCGCGAAGUACUUUUCCGCAGCUGCCGAGCUUCAGAGCAGCCAAGCGGUUGUCGAUGCAUUGAUCGGUGACGGAGUUCGGUUGAUGAACUGGACGUCUUUCAAGUGGGCGGACUUCCCUGGAAAGUCUGAGAGCAACAUUUAUGAGCUUGGCCCUUUCGCAUCCGGGUCGACCCCUCCAGUGGUGGCCCCGGCGGACUUCCUGCUUUAUGGCUACGGCAGCUGCACGGCCUGGGCAAAGUUUCUCUCCUCGGCGCUGCGAGCGGUCGGAGUGCCAGCCAGGGAGGUCGGGUCGCCCUGCUGGAACACCGGCAUCUUCACAGGCCUAGCGGAGUCCAACGCCAACGUCUCCUUGUGCUGGCAGGGAGGAGUUUCUGGCGGUCCAGUCGGCGGAAAGUAUCUCAACAACCACAACUGGGUGGAGUACUGGGACAACACCGCGCGGACUUGGCGCUUCCUGGAUGUAGCCACUAGCUCUUCUUCCGAGACCACUUGGUUUUGUGGCAAGUUCCAGGAUGGAUGCAGCUGCACUAGCAAUGCCGGGCUUGCGAUGCAGGACCACGAGAUCCUCGCUCCAACCUGGAGUGCGGUUGGCGAUGAUCCAGAAGUACAUGGUGGCCCAAUUCUGGACGUCGCCAAAGAUCUCGUCCUUAGUUCAGGUGAGGCUGUGUCGCCCUUGGUUUGGUCGCCACGGCUGACCUCGCCGCUGGGAAUCCCCAUGAAGAAUGUGGGACUGAGAGUGGUAAACCGGACCAGCUUCUACCGCUGUCGCAAGUUGCCCAACUGGACGGUCUGA
Symbiodinium sp. CCMP2456 is the source of this 2163-nucleotide messenger RNA. NCBI's taxonomy places the organism in Eukaryota, Dinophyceae, Suessiales, Symbiodiniaceae. The record is from the annotation of a GenBank genome assembly.